AUGUUAUUUGGCUCCACAUCUUGGCUAAGUACAGAUUCGUUGUGGAUGGAGUUGCCACUGCUUACCGAUAAGUUACCAGAAGGAUGGAAUUUACCAUCAUACCUAACUGUUAUCAUUCAGUUGUUCAUCAUUAAAAUAUCAUUUUUAUAUCUUAUUAUUUUUCAUCUGGCGUGUGGUACUUCAUUGGUCUUCGGUAUAAUUUAUAAAUACUCGAAAUUUUCUCCCUCUGCAACAGUUGUAAUAUUUUCUUUACUGAUAUUUUGCUCUAUUUGUACGUUAUUGAUGGCUUUAUUUUGGUCGAAAACUUUAUUUCUUUUUGGACAGCAACGAUCAGUCGCAUUAAUGGUUUUGCUUUUUGGAAUGGCACUAGUUAAUGGGACUUCAAAUGUUCUUUUCAUGCCUUAUAUGGCGGCAUUUCAUCCGUCUUAUUUGACGGCAUAUUUUGUCGGUAUGGGCUUAAGUGCUUUAUUUCCAAGUUUGGUCUCCAUUCUACAAGUUGUAAAUGGGACUGCUAUACGAACGAAGAGUGAUUUAAACUUCGGUAUUAUGGAAUAUAACUGUAUCAUGCUUGGAUGGCUACUCCUCGCAACCCUUGCAUUUAUACUACUUGACCGUUCAAAAGAUGGUUCUGAUUAUCUUUCUUCUGAGAAGCCAUAUGUAGCAGUACAGGAAUCGAGUUCACCUAGAGUUAGAGAAGCAAGCGCUCUAAAUCAUUUCGUUGAAGCGGUUAAUGACGAAAGCAGAACAUUUGUCCGCAACUUUCGUUUUGGUUUAUCAUUAUUUUUACUGGCAAUUGUAAGUGCUCAAAUGAAUGGAAUAAUCCCAAGUGUGCAGAGUUAUGCAUCGUUACCUUACUCUCAGAAGACAUAUCAUUUUGGUUUGACUAUAGAAAACAUUAUAUCUCCUAUCAUUUGCUUCCUGCCGUUGGUUGUGACAAUUUCAAGCAUGUCUGUAUUGGUGUCGUUAACACUAGUUUCAUCGGUACUAACCGGAUUUGUAAUCAUUCUUGCUUCAAUGAGUCCUACGCCCAUAUUGCUGUCUUCUGUAUGGGGACCGAUUAUUGCAGUAAGCAUCGCAGUUUGCGCAUUCGCAUUAAAUUCUUUUCUCCGAACUGUUUUGGCUACAGUUUUAGGUGAAGGAAAUAAUGAAACACGACUCUUCUGGGGUGGAUUAUGUAUGCAAGUUGGAUCAUUAUUAGGUUCAGUUGCGAUGUUUCUGUUGAUCAACAUUUUCGAAUUGUUUGUCUCAGCGUCGUCUUGUUCAUGA
Messenger RNA from Thelazia callipaeda (thelaziosis nematode), 1266 nucleotides. The record is from the annotation of a GenBank genome assembly. NCBI's taxonomy places the organism in Eukaryota, Metazoa, Nematoda, Chromadorea, Rhabditida, Thelaziidae.